Culex quinquefasciatus (southern house mosquito) is the source of this 7752-nucleotide messenger RNA. RefSeq lists its product as uncharacterized. The record is from RefSeq and is a predicted model, not a curated record. Lineage: Eukaryota; Metazoa; Arthropoda; Insecta; Diptera; Culicidae.
AUUAGCGUAGUGUUAAAUGAGCGUUCUGUUGGUGUAGAGAUCUCGCUCUGUUGCAGCACAAAAUCGUCCGUUUGUUGGAUGGAUUUUGUAGUACAAAUUACGGUUUCGAACGGAUACGGCCGUAUUGCUUGUUUUCGCGAUUCGCCUGUUCGCUAGUUGGACGUUUUAUUUUCGAAAAGUUGGCUCUCGGAGUUUGUGCUGACGGCGAUGGGAUUUUUUCUUAUGUACAUGUGCCGUGCGUUGUUUGCAUGUACAUAAGCCAAGUGUGCCGAGUUGAGCACGUCGGGAGAGAGAGUGCGGUGAGAGACGAUCGCGUCGCGCGGUGGCUUAGGGUGUGAGAGAGUGUUUUGGGCCAUCCGCGGCACCAGCAACAGUGGCCAGUUAGCAGCACCUUUUGUACAUAGCUGAAAUAUAUCGAUCUAGUGCCUAGCUGUGCUUCUCAAAAUGGCAACCCGUGAAAAGAAGCCCAGAUCAGUGAAUUCGGACUCUCCCACCCCUUCCCUCGGAGGUAGCGACUCGGCCCCCUCGACGCCCACAAGCAAAGGCAAAGGCGCUACCAAUACGAGUGCUGGUAGCAUGGGCAACACGGGCAGUGGUAGCGGCAGCGGAAGUAGUCGCGCAUCCUUGAGCAGGCAAAAGUCCAAACAGUUGCUUCAGAAUGCAUCGGAAGACACGGCGGUCCAGUCUGGGGCCGCAGCGACGGAUGAUGUCACAGAUGCUGCUCCAAGCACGACAAACCGAACAACUCGGGCCACAAAGGACGAUUCCGGUGAGCAAAGCUCGAAGGAAAAGUCGACCGCCGCCGAUCCAAAGGACUCGCCCAAGGAUUCAAAACCGGCGGCCAGCACUGCUCGGAAGGGCGCCGCGGGCAAGAAAAAGCCUAUCCGGGAGGAGGUAGAGACAGCCAAAACCACCAUCACGGCACUCAAAAAGACCACCCUAAUCAAACGCAAAACGAGACCAAUCGUUGGCAAACCAGUACUGGGCAAGAAAGUGCUCGCUCGCAAGCAAAUGAACGCCAAAGGCAAAAAGGAGGUGACCGUGACCGUGAAAGAGCAGGAAGACAACAAAAACACCAGCCUGCGCAACGGCAAACCGCGCGCCACCGACAGUCCCGUGUCCCAAAAGUCACGCAAAACGGUCGUCACACCCAAGGACAAAUCGCCCAAGGAUGCGACCUCGUCGACGCCAGAACCGACGUCCGCAAUCAAGCUCGAACGUCGCCGGUCGGAUUCCGUGUCCAAGUGUUCCGACGUGACGGAUGCCAGCAGCAUGCUGGAUACCAGCACCAAGGACAACGAAGACGACAAAAAGGACGACACCAGCCUGUCGGAGAUCAAGCGUGAAAUCAUGGAAGAGCAGGAGACCAAGUCCAAGAUCCUCGACAAGAUGGCAGAGACGUUCAACGAACGCAAGACUCCCAUCGCCGCCGUCGUGGGCAAGGACGAAAAAACGGUCCGCCGAAGUGCCCGCCAGCGAAAGAGCACCGCCCGCGAUCGGGACGAUUUCGUUACGCCGAAGCUCAAAGUUCCCGCGGAAAUCAAAGCUGAACCAGUGGACGGGGACGAAACGACCGCAGCCGCAACCGCCGCGCCCCUUUCCAUCGAUACAACGGAGAGCCCAACCGGCACGAAAGAAAGCGCCGUGCCCAGCGAAAAGGACGCCUCCCUCAGUCCGGAACUGGUCAGCGAGGGUGUGUCGGAGAUCAGUGUUAAGGAGUUUUACAGUGAGCCCGCGUUUCUGGAAAACAAUCUCGGCAUCGAGCAGGACCCCAAACUGGGCGAAAUUGUGCAAGUGCAGGAAAAGAUCAAACUGGAUAAGGGGGGAAGUGAAAGUGAGGUGGUGGCGACGGCGGCCAACGGUAGCGAAGAACCGCCCGCGGCAAGUGAAACGGUCGAACCAGCCAUCGUUGUGGUCAAGGAAGAAAAGAUGGAAGUUGAGGAAGAAGUUCCGACAAAGGACGAUACAGUGAAAGCUAGUGAACCCAUGGAAGUGGAUAAAGUGAAGGAAAUUAUCGGUGCCGUCGUGGAAUCGCCACCCGUGGCGAAGGAAGAAACAUCCGGCAACGAAUCGCCCGCGUCGGACUGGUCCAACGAAAAGGACACGACGACGUCGUCGACGCUGGGUGGUAAAGUGAAGAAGAACGAUUCGCGCUCGGAUUCGGACGGCGAACGGCCACCGUCGUCCAAACAGAAUACUCCGCGUGCGACGGCCAAAGGGGGCACGGCAGCGCCUACUGCUGCUGGCGCAACCUCCAAGGAGCCAAAGCCCAAAACACGCAACGUCAAGGAUAAGAGCAAAGAAGACGAGAAAGCAAAGGAAGAAAAGCUUCGCCAGGAAAAGCUCCGCGUCGAGGAGAAAGUUCGCGAGGAAAAGCUUCGAGCCGAACGGCUCAAGCAAGAGGAAGAAAAAGAAAAGAAGAUGUUGGAGAGCAAAGUGGCGGAUGUUGUUAAAGUGACCGCAGCAGCACCGGAAGUGGACGGAAGUGACUCAGCUGGUAAGCAGGAUCCGCCCAAUCCCGUCGAGGAAGUGGUUUCGAUUGUGGAGAAGGUGCUCGCUCCGGUGACCGUCACGACCACCCUCAGUCUCACCUCGGCCGAUUCUCACCUGGUUCUUUCGGUAAAAUCUACCGAAUCGAUCGACAUUGUCGACAAACCGGACGUGGCCAAACUUAACGCGCUCGCGCUGGAAAACCUUCCAGCCAUCACGUUUGUCAAGAAAGAGGCGGUCAAGGACGACGCAAAGCUGGACAACGUACAGCUCAAAGCGGAGCUGGAAAUUGUCCCCAUCAAGGAAACUACGGUGGCCGUGGAGGAGAAACCGGUGGAAAAGGAACCCGAAACGACGUUGCACAUCAUUUCGAAGAGUGAAAGCGCUGCAGCGGCCGUUACGGUUACGACAGUUGCGGCGGCGGCAGCAGAGGCCAUCCCAGCGACCCCACCCGUAAGCAUCAUCAAAAUACAGACUGAAAAAGAUUCGACAAAUUCCGCUGUUUUCAAAGAAAACCAGGCGGAAAAGCUCGAAGUGAAAGCCCCAGAAGCGGUUAAAAAUCGCGAUCCGAUCGAAAAAGUUCCUCCCGUGAACGAAACCAAGACUGCAGAAGCUGUACUACGAGUGACGGAGGUGCUUCCGGCAGCGGUCGCGGCCGGUUCGUCGACGGUUCUCCAAGAAUCGGAAGACAUUGCAAAGCAAAAGGAAUCCCAUCUGAAGCAUCUCGGCCUGCUGACCCACCAGGCGGCCAGCGAGGAAAAGCAACGGCGGAAGGAGCUGCAGGAUCUGCAGAAGCCGGGAUCCGGCGGUAGCGGCUACAGCUCCUCGUCCAGCAGCGGCAAAGGUAGCGGAGGCAAGUCAAGCCGAAACUCCGAAUCUACCGGAACGCUCAAAACUGUGAUAAAACUUAAUCGAGGUGAAAAGCGCAAACGACUGCCACUGAAGAUGACCCUCCAGAAGGGCAAAGGCAAGGGCGCGGAAAAGGACGGAGCGAACGGUGGCGACGGAAACGGUGACGCGUUCUACAUCAUUCAGAACGAGACCGAUCAUCAGAACCAAUCGAUGACCGACUCGACGGGGGCGACCGCCCAGGGACGCAAGGGACAUCACCGAUCCCAUACCACCGAUGGUGUAAACCUACCGGAAGUGGUCACCGAAGCGGUUGUGGAGAAAGUAGUCCAGAAAGCCCCGCUAGUGAUUCCCGAGAAGGCGUCCUCGUUCAACGUCCACCCGGAACGGCUAUGCAUGGACCAGUGUUUCUACUGCGGGGGCAAGUUUGGCCUGUACGACACACCGUGCCACAUCCGGGCCAUGAAGUCCACCGAACGGCAGCAGAACAUCCUAGCCAGCGAAACAAAAAUCAAGAUCGACAGCUGCCUGUGCGAUGCCUGUUUCCGGCACGUGGACCGAAAGGCAAACUGUCCGUCCUACCGCAAAAAGACGGAAGCCAAGUCGCUGUCCCUGGCCAAGAUGCAAAGCAGCUUGGAAUCCGGAGCGGACCGGCAGGGCCAGUACGAAUCCAACCAGAAGGCGGGAGAAAGCUCCGGAACUGCACAGCAGCAACCUUCCCCGCAAAAAUCGGAAACCGGCGGCCAGGAAUUGCUGGACCAAGCCGAUGCAAAUGUGGUCCAGGGAAGUUGCCACGUGGCAAACUGCGCCGCAAACGCGUGCCACACCAUCCGCCGGAAGUGGCUGGUCAAGAUGAAGAAGACCAUCUGCAAGAUACUCGAGAUUAACCUGGACCAGUCAAACGCGGCAAUGACGCUGAUUCCGAUCUGCGAUGGUCACUACGAGCGGAUAAGCCACCUCAUGGUCUGCGCCAUGUGCCAGCGGCGGCUACCCAAGAAUCACAUCUACUACAUAGUUAAUGAAAUUCCACAAUUAGAGCGACUCAUCCAGGAGCAGGGAAUCGCCAUAAAGCUCGGCAACUCGACGCUGGUGGUGUGCAAAUUAUGCAGAUACUAUGCAAAUUUACUGCUAAAGCCGCCGGAUGCAAAGUCCCAGAAGGCGCAGUUUAUCAAGAACUACAACCGAAGACUGCUACAGUUCUACGAGCGCGACAUGGAGCCGCAAGAGCAGAUCGUCACCAAUCCCGACAUCAUCAUAUCGGACGGUGAAGAGGACGAACCACUCGAGGUGGUCACGGUGACCGAUUCGAUUUCGCUGCAGCGUCGAAACCGCCACGCACGCAAAUCCACCGACCUCACCAUCAUCGAUACCGGCAACUGCAGCAGUCAGGUUGGCGAUCUGGACGAGGUUACGAUCACGCCAGCUCCCAAGCUGUUGGCCAACAUCAGCGGAAACAGUUCGAUCGUACUCGACACGGAUCUGUCCUUUGAGCAGCCACCGUCGGCGGAGAAGCGUCGCAAGAACGACGAUGGGUUGGACAUGACGAAAGCCCUCAAAGCCAACCCAAACAUUUCCAUGCGCGAGCUGUUCCCUGGCGAGGAAGAGUUGGGCAUUCACAUCAACAUCCCGUUCAACACGGCCGCGACGCGGACGCCCGAAGGAUGGGCCAAGGUGACGACGACAUUGCAGUACGACGACUCGACGCGGUCUAUGUGGGAGGAGCUGCAGAAGCCGUACGGAAACCAGUCAAGCUUCCUGCGGCAUUUGGUGCUUCUGGAAAAGUACUACCGAAAUGGCGAUCUGAUCUUGUCGCCGCAAGCCAAAAACAAUGCCGUUACGUACUCGGAGGCUGUGCAGAGCCGGUUGCGGUCGUUUGAUAACGUUCCGACGCCUCCGCCAGUAUCGGUCAUCGACAAGAGCAGCAUCAUGCAACAGCAACUUGGAAACGCCCCGAUCACCAUCACCCCAGCGGCUAAAACGAGGACAAAGUCCUCAACGGAACCGGUCAGCUUGCUAAAGUCGAAUAAUCCUCACCUUGCCGGAGGAGAGUCCUCAACGAGUUCCAUGAAGCGAAAGCUUUCCACGGAUGGUAAGCAAAAGUCCAGCAGCUCGGGCAGCGCUAAGACCGACUCCAAAGUGAUCAAGCUAGAUGAGACGAGUGUUGGGCCCAGCAACAAGGCGACCAAUCUGGUCCCACCCGAACUGAUAAGCAUCAACGCAAAGCAGAACGUCACAAUCACCACAAUUCCUGCAAACACAAAACCGUCGACGGCCCAAUCGACUCAACCGCAGCAGCAACAGCAGCAGCAAUCGCUUCUUCAGCCACAACAGUCACUGUUGCAACCCCAACCCCAGGUUAAGAAGUCGCCGGGACCCGUCGGAACGCGAGAGAUUAUAAAGCUUCCGGAUCAGCUGACCGAAGCCGAACGGCGAGAAACCUCAAAACCGUGGCGCCCAACGCUCAUUCCGAUUACGCCCGGCAGUGCCGAGGCCAUCAAGUCUGGUCCUCUGUACCAGACGGCGGACGGCCGCAGAUUACCGAAACUUGUCCAGGUAAUGUCCGGCGGCAAACCGUACCACAUCUCAAUAAACGACUACAACCGCAUGUGCAUCUUGCGGCGGGAAAAGCUGCUCCAGCAACAGCAGCAACUGUUCCUCCAACAGCACAAGCGACUCCAGCAGCAGUCACCGCCCAGUUUGACGGCGAUCAAAACGACCAACCCAAAGCCCUCGGAGAACCCGCCGAAAAUGGUUCAAAUCCCCAACCAGAUCCUGGAGCAAAACUCACUGAUUCCGAUCGCAAGCAACAACAACAACAAUAACAGCUCGGCGAAAGCCAAUGGACCCAGCAGCGAACUGCAGCAGCUGAUCAAGACCCGCAAACCCAACAGCAACACCAACAGCGCACUGGUUCCACCUCCGUUGGCGGCCAACGCGGCGAGUGCCUUCUUCAAGAGCGCAUUGGGCGGCGCCAAGCCAAUUUCGUUGCCCAAUAGCACCAGCGUAUUCUCGAUGCCCGCUCCGAACCAACAGCCGGUCCCCGGGGAAGCCCCGACGCCGCCCACUCCCUCCCAACUGGAUCAGCUCAUCAAGCUGAACAACUUUGUCAGCCAAUCGCAGCUGAGUGCGUUUGUCGCAGCGGCAGCGGCGGCGGCGGCUAACACGGCACCCUCCCUCCUCGGCGGCGGUGGUGGCGGCGCAACCAGUGGCGGAUCCAUCCUGAUGGACUCGGCUGCCGCCCAGCUGCUAAAAAUACCAAAAUCCCUUACUGUGAUACCACAACAGAAACAAAGAUCCUUGUCACGUGUCUCCUCGAACGAGGACCAAAGCAGUGCCUAAGCGAAACUGAAAUCAAUGAUACAAGCAACAAAACAAAACUGCACACUAAACAUUUAUUACUAAAAAAAAGCAAACAAAACAAACGAAAAAGAUUACAACUAAAGCGAGGAGAAAGUCACUCGAGUUUUUUUCUAAGAUAUAUCUUGUACUAAAACCAAGCAAAACCUUUACGAACUUACCUACUACAACUGGAAGCAAAGAAUUUAAUCAAAACAGCAGCAGCAGCAACCGGUUCCGGCGAGUCCGGACCAAUCAAUUGCUCUAGUCACUUUGGCUUGUCUUUAAUUACACCCACACACAAACAUGCGAUAAUUUUCCUUCCUGCGUUUUCGUUCCCAACAUGAUUGCAAUUAUUGAUGGAAGAAGCACUGAUCGAACGCCGGCCAACAUUCCACCAACACCGUGUGUUCCGAGCAUUCGCAGAACCGACGCCGCCAAAAGAAACACUCAUUUCUACACCCAGCCAGUGCAGCAAAAGAGUAAAUGAUUUAAACAUUUUCUUUCCGAAGAACAAGAGGAAGACAAAACAGACCUGCCCUCGCUGAGGGGGCAGACUUUGUACGGCUUAGUUGCGAAGAUUUUAAUUUAGUGUCACAUGAUUAUUAUUAUAAUUAUACUAUCACUACAAAAUAACUUAUUAGCGCGAGGAUAUUUUAUUGUAACAGUAACAGCUAAUGUACUACAUACACACACACACUCAUAUAAACACAGCAUCGCAUUCAAAAUAAUUUGCAGUAGCGCGUAAGGUUUUUCGUUUCCUAUUCCUAUUAUCCCACUUUACGUUUUUCCUUUGGCACAAAGGAAAAUGCAACACUUACUCUUAGGCAAACCCAAGUGGGGUCUACCUUAAAAUUACUGCUAAAUUAUUGAAGGACUACACUACACACUUCUCAUUUGGACACACAUUCAUUUCUGCAAACUAUUUUUGUAAGAAUAUAAACAACAACAAAAAAACAUUGAAAAAGUAGAAAUAAUGCACUUAUCUACGAUGUAAGUACCUUCCGGUUGAAGAUUACAAAAAAAAUAAUGUGUUGGAUUUACAAACAAAGAGAGAGAUACGAUUAAUGAAAAAAA